CAAAAAAAGAAAAAUUCAUUUGAAAUCAAUUUUCGCUUCGAGAAGUCGUUUCGCACGUGCAGGGGUCCUUUUUUUUCCCGGAAAAAAACUGCAUUUAAUCAAUUAAAUUCUAAGACUUAACUACCUCAUUCCUCAUUCAAAACACACAAAACCAUGAGUUCAAUCAAGAAACUGAUCCCAAUGCUCGAUCGCAUCUUAGUGAAACGUGCCGAAGCUAUUGCAACGACUAAAGGUGGAAUUCUGAUUCCAGAAAAAUCUCAAGCCAAGACCUUGGAGGGAACAGUGAUUGCUGUUGGGCCAGGAGCCAGGAAUACUAGCGGACAACACGUUCCAGUUGCAAUCAAGGAAGGAGACAAAGUUUUGCUACCUGAAUUCGGAGGCACCAAAAUUGAAUUGGCUGACAAAAAAGAGUACCUUCUAUUCAGAGAGUCAGACAUUCUGGCAAAAAUCGAAUAAGAUAGAAUAAUUGCUAUUUUGUAAACAUUCUGGCUGCCAUCCCGCGCAUCCUUCAUCAACUCUCUUUUUCGCAUGUUGAUCAAUUUGUUAUGUUUUAGUUAACAAAAAAAUUAAUAAAAAAAAAGAUUAAAAACAAAAA
Molecule: messenger RNA, 595 nt
Organism: Episyrphus balteatus (marmalade hoverfly)
Lineage: Eukaryota; Metazoa; Arthropoda; Insecta; Diptera; Syrphidae
Product: 10 kDa heat shock protein, mitochondrial
Exons: 3
Coding region: 154-456 (100 amino acids)
Cellular component (GO): mitochondrial matrix
Molecular function (GO): protein-folding chaperone binding; protein folding chaperone; ATP binding
Source: RefSeq, a predicted model, not a curated record